Thunnus maccoyii (southern bluefin tuna) is the source of this 3690-nucleotide messenger RNA. RefSeq names its product trafficking protein particle complex subunit 12 (gene trappc12). The record is from RefSeq and is a predicted model, not a curated record. NCBI's taxonomy places the organism in Eukaryota, Metazoa, Chordata, Actinopteri, Scombriformes, Scombridae. The transcript has 12 exons. The coding region runs from base 110 to 2596 and encodes 828 amino acids. Gene Ontology annotation, molecular function: protein binding. Gene Ontology annotation, cellular component: Golgi apparatus; TRAPP complex.
CGUAAUCUUCGCUGGCGUGAAAUUUGUCAGCUCUGGAGUGCCGUAGCUUUCUGGUGUAGCCGUGCAUGCGCAGUAGAGUUGUAGCUGUUUCUGCAGUAAGAGCAGUAAGAUGGAUAGUGAGGAGGCUCCUGCUCAACGGCCAGUCACCUUGGAUAUCACAGUAGAGGAUGUAACCAAGGAAGCUCCAUCUGCAGACCCUCCAGAGCCAACCACCAACCAGACCCCUUCCAUAGACAACGUCCUGCCCCAGGAGGACAGCAUUGAUCUGGGUGGAGAGUUUGUCACGCCCCAGGAGGAAAGCAGCGCCACGCCCUCCGAGAGCCUGAUGGACAAGCUCAAUGACCAGAUGAUGGAGAGCGUCAUGAUCUCCGACUCGCCUAAUAACAGUGAGGAGGAUGAUGUGGCUCCCAUUGAUUCCUUUCUGGAUGCGGGAGAAGAAGAGGAGAAUACAGGAGAGACCCCGGGUGACAAGGAGGAGCAAACUGAGAUAGGACAGAAUACAACUGAGAUCAAAGUUUCAGCCGAGGAGCAGAAGAAAGAAGAUUCUGAGCCCAAAGUAGAGGAGGACACAAAGGAGGGGACGGACACACAAGAGGAUGUUACGGCCUGUGUUACACCUCGAAGUGACACACAGAGCCCAAAUGAUCUUCAAAGUGAGGAACCAGCACCAGCCAAAGAGGCGAGCCCGAAAGAGGAGCCCGUGCCGGUGUGCACCAUAUUCAGCCAGGGCACCCAACCGAAGUCUUUGGUGCCUGACGGCUUCCAGCCCACCCUCAUCAAGUCCCCCAGCUUUAGUAUGGGGAGCGGUGGGGGAAGCGAUGAGGCAGUGACCCCCAGCAAGCUGACGGCUCCGCUCGUGUGCCAGCCCAGCCCCAGCCUCAGCAAGUUCUUCACUGACAAUGGACAGACAAAUCCAGCCUCUGACUUCUUUGAUUCCUUUACUGUCCCCUCCUCCUUCAUCUCCGUUUCUAACCCCAAUGCAGAGAUCCCUCCUGGCGCCAGCCCCGCACCCACAGCCACCACCCCUGAGCACCAGCUCUCCUCCACCUCCUCCUCCCUCUCCACCCCUGGAGGACCUCUGGACUCCGGUGUUCCCACAUCUAGCUCAGUUUUUGCCCCCACCCCUACUGAAUCAACUGCCAAGCCCCAGCCUCCUCCACCCCAAACAACCCCAGCUCCAACUCAACCUGCCGCCCCAGCCCUGGCCACUCAGCCGCAGCCCUUCAACCAGCUCCAGGCUGUGUUCUCAGGCAGUGAUGACCCAUUUGCAACAGCGCUGAGCCUGAGUGAGGUGGACCGGCGCCAUGAUGCCUGGCUGGCGUCUGAGGAGACCAGGAAGGUGUUGAUCUCUGUGGCCACCCAGCAGUACAGCCCAGCCUACGUAGAGAGCAGCAGACUCACCAUGCCUGGCCUCAAGUUUGACAACCUGCAGGGAGACGCUGUGAAAGACCUAAUGCUUCGUUUCUUGGGAGAGCAGGCAGCCAUGAAGCGUCAGGUCCUCAACGCCAACUCUGUGGAACAGUCCUUCACAGGCCUCAAACAGCUCAUCAGCAGUAAGAACUGGCGGGCUGCAGUGGAUCUGACAGGCCGACUGCUGACAGCUCAUGGUCAGGGAUAUGGAAAGGCUGGCCAGCCAACCUCCCACACCACCGACUCACUGCAGCUCUGGUUUGUGCGGCUGGCCCUCCUCACCAAGCUGAACCUCUUCCAAAAUGCUGAGCUGGAGUUUGAGCCCUUUGGCAACCUGGAUCAUCCAGACCUCUACUAUGAGUAUUACCCGGCUGUUUACCCUGGAAGGAGAGGCUCCAUGGUGCCAUUCUCCAUGCGGUUGCUGCAUGCCGAGCUUCCCCAGUACCUGGCCAAGCCCCAGGAGGCUCUGGACCGCCUGCACAAUCUCAAAACCGUCUGCCUCACCAUUCUGGAGAACUUGGAGAAAGGCUUGGCUGAGGAUGGCAGCAUGAUCACCCUAACACAGGAGAACAGGCAAGCGUCUCUUAAGCUGUGGAGGUCUCGUCUCAGCCGGGUCAUGUACUCCAUGGCCAACUGUCUGCUGCUGAUGAAGGACUAUGUUCUAGCUGUGGAGACUUAUCAUUCCAUCAUCCAGUAUGAACCCCAGCAGAGAGUGCAGCUGCUCAGUGGCAUAGGACGCAUCUUCUUGCAGAUCGGAGACAUUAAAACAGCAGAGAAGUAUUUCCAGGAUGUGGAAAAAGCCUGCCAGAUGAAAGGGAGCCAGCCCAGUCACACCACAUGUGUGCUGAUGAACAGAGCGUUCGUCUACCUCAGUCAGAACAACUACGCUGAAGCACACGCAUCCUUCAUUGAAGUUUUAAAAAUUGACCCAAAAAACCCUGUGGCCAAUAACAACGCAGCAGUGUGCCUGCUCUACCUGGGCCGGCUGAAGGAGUCCCUGGGCCAGCUGGAGGGCCUGGUGCAGCAGGACCCUGCACACUACCUCCACGAGAGCGUCCUCUUUAACCUGACCACUAUGUAUGAGCUGGAGUCAUCGCGCAGCACCCAGAAAAAACAGGCGCUGCUGGAGUCUGUGGCCUGCCGGGAGGGGGACAGCUUUAACACACAGUGCCUCAAACUGGUCUAAGAGGCAAGAGGAUGGACUGGUAGAGGACAUACACACUACUGCAUUGUCCUCUGUGGGACAGGGAAUAACACCUCAAGAGUAAAAUAUAUAGAGGAGGAGAGAGAACUAGCUCCUGUAACAGAAAAGUAAAUGUUUAAUGCUUGGUUUGGUUUUCCAGAAGUAUGUUGAUUUUAUCGAUCUGUCAGCACUGCUUUUCUUCUAUAAAAUAGAUUCAGGAAGCCAAACCCAGGUACACAUUUCAUCUCAUGUGAGCCCGCAGGGGGGGACUCCUGUCCUAUUGAGGGGGUGACCCAGUAAUAACAAACAAAACAAAACAGCGGCCAGCUCACAUCUGCUGCUGGAGUGACAUUUUGGGAGGUGCAGGAGUCGAUGUUAAAUUUAAUUUACAGAUUAAAGGAACGGUUUCGAAAAUUAGACGAAAAGAUGGAUACCACUCUUAAACGUCAUCUGUCUCUCGGCAAGAAAGCGCAUUUCAAAAUAUGUCAAACUAUUCCUUUAAACUCAUUUUGAUCAAAGAAAUCCCGGUCCCAUUACUACAGAGGAAUCAUGAAAUGAAGUAUUUGUGGUUUGAAGAGACCUCAGUAUACAGAUGUUCAUUGCACUACAGACUGGUAGUGGUUUUAAGGGAGAUGCAGGCUCAUAAUGUGAGACUUGACACGGGCAUUAUCCAGAGCUUCAGCGUGCUUAAAAGACUAAAGUGUCCACAGAGGUCCUUUUAUAAAGCUUCUUCCUCCCCUUUUCUCAGCAGACACCUGUAACACUGGAUUAACAGUCAAAGACCACUUGAUUUCAGCUGUCUGCUUGUGCUAGGUUCAUUAACUCACACAGGAAAACAUAAAUAAGCCCUUCAGAUUGCAGCGUAUCCUCUCCACUAAACAAAACAUGUAAAAUAUUAAAUAUCCAAAAUUGUACAUAUCAGAGUAGGUGAUUUCUUUCUGUUAAAUGAUAUCAAAAUGAUUUUCUUGCUAAAUCUUUUAUUGAUUUAUCCUGUUGGAUCUUUAAUCAUCACUGUUUACAGAUUGUGUUUAUCAUAUUUAUGUAUAUUAAAAAUGGAAUUUUGUUUUAUCCUAAAUAAAAUGCAUCUUUUAAAUUAA